Molecule: messenger RNA, 2418 nt
Organism: Lytechinus variegatus (green sea urchin)
Lineage: Eukaryota; Metazoa; Echinodermata; Echinoidea; Temnopleuroida; Toxopneustidae
Product: relaxin receptor 2-like
Exons: 18
Coding region: 151-2418 (755 amino acids)
Biological process (GO): G protein-coupled receptor signaling pathway
Cellular component (GO): membrane
Molecular function (GO): G protein-coupled receptor activity; protein binding
Source: RefSeq, a predicted model, not a curated record
GUUAUCAUCAUCGGAUCUGGAAGUUGCCAGUGGGCCAACGAUCUUAUAGAGUGCGACCCGGGCUUCUUCCCGUGUGGAAACAGCACCGAAUGUGUGGCUCAGCAAUUCCAGUGCGACGACAUUGCACAUUGUCAAAAUGCUGCCGACGAAAUGGGAUGUGCUAUUGAUGACGGUUGGGUUGCCCACUUUGAUUACGUUCAUCCUGUGCCGGUUGGAGAAAACAGAGCCCUCAACGAAUGCGCCCUGGCUUACUAUCCCAAAGGUUGCAACUGCAGCAAAUUAACACAACUCGAUUGCUCCAAACUGAACUUAAAAGAAGUGCCAUCCAACUUACCAGACAAUGUGACAAGACUAUACCUGAAAUCAAACAACAUCGUUAACAUCGGGAGUGAACUAUUUGACGACUUUUCAUCACUUAUAUACUUGAAUCUGAUGAGAAACAGAAUAUACGAAAUAAAGGCGAAUUCUUUCAGGAACCUUCGUAUCCUCACACGUCUCUUUCUUUCAGAGAAUAACAUAUCACGAAUAGACACUGGAGCUUUUAAUGGACUAAGCGGAUUGCACUGGCUAUUUCUGAACGACAACAAAAUGCAGACCCUGGAACCUGGCAUUUUUCUAGGAUUAGAAGAUCUAUAUUGGCUAGAUCUGCGCAACAAUGAAAUUAGAGAUCUGCAGGAAGGAGAAUGUCUCAACGAUCUCAAGUCACUUGUAUGGCUUGACCUUGAAGGAAACGACAUAAUGAGUCUUAAUGCAAGAUCCUUUGCUGGCAACACAUCUCUCACAGUUUUAAUAUUGAGAAAUAACAGCAUAAAAUCGAUGGAAAAUAAUUCAUUUGCCUCGCUUGGAACCCUGGUGGAAUUAGAUCUUUCUCACAAUCAGAUUUCACAUUUACCCGACGGGAUUUUCGAUGGACUGCAUUCUCUGGAGAUUCUGAGACUGAGGAAUAACCCCUUGUUUUCCCUUCCUGUUGAUGUGUUCCGAGGUUUGGAGAACCUUGUUGACUUAGACCUUGCAGAAGUUCUCAUCGGAAAUAUCAACGUUAAUAUGUUCAAGGGCCUCGGCAGACUUGAGAAAGUCGCUUUCUCAAAGUUUGAGUACUGUCGCUACGCCCCUCACGUUAGAACCUGUACCCCUCGAUCUGACGGAAUCUCGUCGUUUGAAAAUCUCCUGAAGAACGUGAUUCUACGAGUUUUUGUGUGGACGAUAGGUAUCAUCACAAGCGUGGGUAAUCUAGGCGUCUUGGUCAGCCGUGCUUUCAUGAAGGCUGAAAACAAAGUACAUACGGUGGUCGUCAUUAAUCUAUGCACUGCCGAUUUCCUGAUGGGAAUAUACUUGCUAAUCAUUGGAACUCAUGAUGUGAAAUACCGAGAUAACUACAACCAACACGCGCUGGAAUGGACCAACGGUGUGACGUGCAAAGUUUCCGGUCUCCUCGCCAUGAUCUCCAGUGAAGUCUCGGUCCUGACACUCAUGUUUAUAUCCCUUGAGCGCUACUUCAUCAUAGUCUACCCGUACAGCUUCCAAAGGAUCAAGACGAGAAGGGCGAUCAUGGUGUUGGCCUGUAUAUGGUUUUUUGGAACACUACUUGCAGUCGUUCCGAUUAUUCCUGUGGAAUACUUUGGGAACUUUUAUGGAAGCAACGGCGUUUGCUUCCCGCUUCAUCUACAUGAGCCGAGGCUAAGAGGUUGGGAGUACUCGGUUGUCGUGUUCUUAGGUAUCAACACGACUGCAUUCAUAGCCAUUGUCCUUUCGUAUACAGGUAUGUUUCUCAGCAUUCGAAGGACACGCCGCGCUGCAGCACAGUGCGGAAUGAAAGGGGAUAUGACAUACGCCAAGCGUUUCUUCUUUGUCAUCCUGACCGAUUCUCUAUGCUGGUUGCCGAUUGCUAUACUGAAAGUCAUGUCACUUUGCAACUUCAUUAUAUCUGAAACCCUUUACGGUUGGAUAAUAGUUUUCGUCCUACCUAUCAACAGCGCCCUAAAUCCAAUACUCUAUACACUCAGCACUACGUCAUUUGCCGUGUGGUUCAUGCGUCAAUUAAAGAGAGGUAAAUUGCACACAUCUGGCUGUUACAACGGCAGAAAAGUUGACAUGUCAGAAUCAAGAGGUCGCAUCGAAGAAUCUGGCUCUUUCACGUCGUAUUCAAACCUGGCAAAGCGUGCAUCAAUAUUAUCAAUUCACCCUAAAAAGCACACCAAGUCACCGGACGAGGCAAUCUCCGCUGUUUCGAACAGCAUUGCAUCAAGAUCGACCAUCAUACCAUCGACAUGUAGAUCAACGAUAGCCAUGACUAACAUCUCAAGGCCGCUGGACACUGUAGACGAAGGAGAGAAUAGUUCUGACAGUUCUCACCAAAGACCCGAGAGAACUCAAUUCCGACGAACUCCGAUUGUUCUCUUAUGCGACCUUAUGGAAUGA